GAGGAUUCAUCUUUCAGCCAAUGAGCUUUGAGCGAGCGAGGAUUUAAACCAACACUGCAGAGCUCAUCACCAAACCAAUUUUUCCACUCUAUACGACUGUUCGCUGGAGCCACGCAGAGUUCAAAAUGGCUCUUCGAGUGACCAGAAAUCGCCUCGCUUCCACCAGGACCGAGCUCGGAGCAGUGAAGGCCUGUUCGGUGGCCGGGCCCGGACUGAAACCCCGGGCUGCGCUGGGUGAGAUCGGAAACAUCGCAGCUAACAAAGAGAACCUGAAGAAGAAUGUGAAGCUGGAGGCAGUAAAGAAGACGAAAGUCACUGAAAAAGCCGAAAAGGCCAAAAAGCCAAAUGUUGCUGUUGAACCCGUGCCUGAAGUCAAGGUUCAGCCGGAGACAAUGUCUCCCACCCCCAUGGAGACCUCUGGCUGUGAACCAGCUGACCUCUGUCAGGCGUUUUCAGACGUUAUCCUCGACACCGCCAUCAGGGAUGUUGACGCAGAUGACUAUGACAACCCCAUGCUCUGCAGCGAAUACGUGAAGGACAUCUAUAAGUAUCUCUGUCAGCUUGAGGUUGAGCAGAACGUCAGAGCCCACUACUUGCAAGGGCAGGAGGUUACCAGUAACAUGAGGGCCAUUCUCAUUGACUGGCUGGUGCAGGUCAACCUUAAGUUCAGGCUCCUGCAGGAGACUAUGUACAUGACUGUGGGGAUUAUUGAUCGGUUUCUUCAGGACCACCCAGUCCCCAAGAAGCAACUGCAGCUGGUUGGAGUGACGGCCAUGUUCCUCGCCUCAAAGUAUGAGGAGAUGUACCCACCAGAGAUCUCAGACUUUGCCUACGUGACUGACCGGGCCUACACCACUGCUCAGAUCAGAGACAUGGAGAUGACCAUCCUCCGGGUGCUGAAGUUUCAGCUUGGCCGUCCUAUGCCUCUACAGUUCCUCAGACGGGCCUCAAAGAUCUACGAGGUAACUGCGGAGCAGCACACCCUGGCCAAAUACCUCCUGGAGCUGACCAUGAUCGACUACGAGAUGGUUCACUUCCCACCUUCUAUAGUAGCCAGUGCUGCUCUGGCACUUACCCUGAAAAUCUUGAAUGCAGGAGAAUGGGAUGUCACUCUGCAGCACUACAUGAACUACACAGCAGAGAGUUUGAUUCCUGUUAUGGCACACAUUGCCAAAAAUGUCGUGAAAGUGAAUGAUGGGCUGACAAAACACAUGGCUGUCAAAGGUAAAUACUCCACCUCAAAACAGAUGAGGAUCGCCAUCAUCCCUCAGCUCAAGUCUUCAGUGGUUAAAGAUCUUGCAAAGCAGGCUGCUCAGUGAGAACAGUGUUUGGCACAGUGUGCUGAUUUGUACAGUGUAAUCUUUUAAAGACUCGCCGCAGCUGGACAUUUUGUGGACUUGUACAUUCAACCAACUUGCUCUAUGUACCUGUGCUGACUAUCCUGAAGUUGUGUAAUCCAAUUCCCAACUGACUCUUGAUUCCUUUAGCCAUUCAUGUUGGUGCAUUAUUCUUUAAAUCAUGAAUGCACAGCUUGUAAGAUAACUGAAAUAUUGCAUGUUUUCACCUUGAAUAUUGAGGCAACCUCUGCAGAGGAGGCUUCUAGAUGGUCAGUUAUGUAAAUGUCCACAGUUCCUGUUUUACUGGGUUUGCUUGCAUAUUUGGGAGUGACUUUUUUUUUUUUUGGAAACUGUACAGCAAUAUUUUAAAUGAUCUUAUGUGAAAUGCCUUGUUUUAAACUUCUAUUAAAUGGUUUUGACCAGAAAA
Girardinichthys multiradiatus is the source of this 1764-nucleotide messenger RNA. RefSeq names its product cyclin B1 (gene ccnb1). Bases 126 to 1319 code for a protein of 397 amino acids. NCBI's taxonomy places the organism in Eukaryota, Metazoa, Chordata, Actinopteri, Cyprinodontiformes, Goodeidae. The transcript is spliced from 9 exons. Gene Ontology annotation, cellular component: nucleus; cytoplasm; mitochondrial matrix. Gene Ontology annotation, biological process: mitotic cell cycle phase transition; regulation of cyclin-dependent protein serine/threonine kinase activity; mitotic metaphase chromosome alignment. Gene Ontology annotation, molecular function: cyclin-dependent protein serine/threonine kinase regulator activity. The record is from RefSeq and is a predicted model, not a curated record.